GCUCCACCCCGACGCGCAAAAACCUUUAAAGGCAGCGCCGCCAGCCACCCCACGUCCAGAGCGCCAAGCACCAGCGGCGGCGGCGGCGGCGCGGCGGCAGCCAUGGCGGUCGGCAAGAACAAGCGCAUCUCCAAGGGGAAGAAGGGCGGGAAGAAGAAGACCGUCGAUCCCUUCUCCAAGAAGGACUGGUACGACAUCAAGGCCCCGUCGGUGUUCAGCGUGCGCAACGUCGGCAAGACGCUCGUGUCCAGGACACAGGGUACCAAGAUUGCCUCUGAGGGUCUGAAGCACAGAGUUUUUGAGGUCUCCUUAGCUGAUCUUCAGAGUGAUGAGGAUCAGGCUUACAGGAAGAUCAGACUUCGUGCGGAAGAUGUACAAGGGAGGAAUGUGCUCACAAACUUUUGGGGCAUGAAUUUCACCACUGACAAGCUCAGAUCACUGGUGAAGAAGUGGCAGACGCUCAUUGAGGCUCAUGUUGAUGUCAAGACCACUGAUAACUACAUGCUUCGCCUGUUCUGUAUUGGCUUCACCAAGAGACGCCCCAACCAAGUAAAGCGCACCUGCUACGCUCAGGCCAGCCAGAUCAGACAGAUCCGCCGCAAGAUGGUUGAGAUCAUGGCCAACCAAGCCUCUACCUGCGACUUGAAGGAGCUGGUAUCCAAGUUCAUUCCUGAAGUCAUUGGCAAGGAGAUUGAGAAGGCGACAUCAAGCAUUUUCCCUCUCCAGAAUGUGUUCAUCCGCAAGGUCAAGAUCCUGAAGGCCCCCAAAUUCGAUCUGGGAAAACUCAUGGAGGUCCAUGGUGACUACAAGGAAGAUGUUGGUGUGAAGCUGGAAAGGCCUGCUGAAGUAGAUGAAGCCAUCGUUGGGCAGGAGGUUGCUGCCGCCGAGUAGGGAUAGUGUGUAUCGCUUAUUUUGCUGCCUUUUAUGUUUAGGAGAUAUAUUACCACCUUUCUAAGUUCGUGACAUGAACUUCCCAGUCAAGUUUUGAUGCCUGCAUUCCUGAACACUUUGUCGAGACCUAUACAGUGUCGGCUUGAUUUCGUAUGAAAACUGAAGAAUGUUUCCAGGGCAA
Molecule: messenger RNA, 1072 nt
Organism: Phragmites australis (common reed)
Lineage: Eukaryota; Viridiplantae; Streptophyta; Magnoliopsida; Poales; Poaceae
Product: small ribosomal subunit protein eS1
Exons: 6
Coding region: 103-891 (262 amino acids)
Biological process (GO): translation
Cellular component (GO): ribosome; cytosol
Molecular function (GO): structural constituent of ribosome
Source: RefSeq, a predicted model, not a curated record